AUGCAGGAGCUGGAUCUCGGUGACACCAGCUUCAUACACCGAGACUCCAAUGUCGGUCUACACACUAAGACGACAGUCCAUAUUUCAGGCGAGUGGCAGUCACAAAAUAGUUUGCUUCCAUGGUGCCCGCGAUCCAAACGUCUUCUUUGCCUUUUCCGCAUCUGUUUUGAUCUUAGUUUGAACUUGACGCUUAUCACAUCUGGUCGUAACGAUUUCGUCAGAUUCAUUGCAGACUGGGUUGCUGGAGCUGAGCUGUGGAAACAGCUUGGAUACGAUACCUCCUGUGUGCAAUACGACAAUGAGCAGACUUUGGUUUCUACCAGGGCUUUCAGCUUCCAACUCGAGUUGAAGUCCUUCAAUGACGACGGCCAAUCCGCUACCUGUCCGGAAACGAUUUCGCCUGUGUCGAUCCAGCGAUUUGAACUUACAUUGCACUUUACCCACCAGGACAGUGUAGAUGUUCUUCCGGCAAGUCAAGAAAAGUCCCGGGCCAGACGGCAGCAUUCUUCGUUUUCCCUGGACAACGAAACGAACAAAUCUUCCUCCGGUGAACCAGAUCGUGAAAAGAGACAUCAAACAUCUCAAGGUAAUUGUCACCCUGUUAUUUCCGAGCUUGUUACUACGUUUGAUGAGGUCCGCCUAAAAAACAAGUCCCCAUCCACAUCGUUGCUGGAUGGACAAGCCUUCCUGAUGUUGCUCGAUAUGGGGAUCCGCAGCAGCAUCUCUUCGCGGCUCAUCAGACCUCCUGCAGGUUUCAGGCGUGUUACUGAGCUGGAAUCGACUCCAUUGGCUGCCAUAUUCCCAUCCUGCUUUGCUCAACAAUAUGCUCAAAGGUUUGACGAGCAGUGUCGCUUCAUUCCAGCCAUAACAAGGUGGCUAGCCCCCUUCUCUGUACAGACAAAGGUUCCUGUUGAUGGCGCGGUCAGCGCCCAAGUACACAAGAGUCUUUGGCUGACCCUUGCUCAUGGACUUCGGGACCGCAAUGGUGAGCGUAUCUUGCGAUCGCUAUGUUCCUCUCGGGCAUACGAGGAUUUUAUGCUAGACUCAGGCAAUCAAAAUGCGAGAGAUUACGGUUUGAUGUUGCAAGACGAUGCAUCAUGUAACAACAAUCUAGAAGACUUUCCUGAAACAGAAUUAGGCUAUGAGGACGAUACAAGUGGUAACCUCUUCGAUAUUGAGGCAACAGUCAACCAACCGGCUAAUUACUAUGCAAAUUACAACCCUGGAGUCACAUCAAGAGGUGUCAACGAUCAGGAGCGUGCAACUACGUCGGAAUCCUUUGAGACCUGGGGGUACAGGUACAUGCCCUUUAACGUUCACAAGCCUGUUAGCCAAGCCGACCACCCAGGUGACUUGCCCUGCCCACGUAGACAUAGUGCAGAUAACACAUCGCAGAUGAGUGAUGCUUCGAUGCUUACGGCUUCCCAUGAACCUAUGGCGAACAAGCUCGAACCCCAAGAGUCAGACUUUAUUGGUCGGUCUGAUUGGCUUACUCAGAAUAUCAUCCGCAUGCAUCCGCUGAUGCAGCAUGAGCAGGAUCCUGAUUUGUUCGAGGUGGUUGACUGUCAUGGAAGAAGACAUGGGAUAAAUGAGCCAGACCACCACGGUUGGCCAGAAGGCGAAUCCCGGGCUCUGACAGUCGGUAAGAAGGAAGAGUGUGUUCCUCAAUAUACAUGCUGCCAACACACCUAUCUCAACGCUCAAACAACUCCGCCCCGAGGACAUUGCGACUCACGACACAGUUCAAACGAAAACAUUGCUACUCAAGAAUCGACAGUAUCCAUGUCUGGUGAUCUGAAGCAGAGCUCCUCAAACACCUCACUGGCCGACGCACUUGGGGACGAUCAUCUGCUGUGGCACAUGUGGAAGAGAAGGGCCAGUGUCGUCCCACGAGGAGAGGAGGACGUACUCGAGAUGAAGAUGAUGUUUCAAACAGACCCAGACAUGAAGCUCUUUGGCCAUGAAUGGAGCCUUGAUCCAGACCCUAGCCCAGCUGACAAGAAUAAUGGUUUCACGUCACACGAAGGCGCCAAGGGUCUUCGACAGUCACAAGGGCAACGCAAUAAAACAACAACUCCAAUGUCAGACAAGCGAUCAUAUUCCUCGGCCUCUGAUUCAUCGUCGUCAUCCCUCUCGUAUGUUGGACGGUCAAGCUCAGAGCCCAAGCCACAACGACGAGGGAGCCUUAUCAAGCGAUUUUCAUGGGGAGGGAGACACCAUACACCAGAUAUGAGCAGACUAGACGUGACGAAGCUGAAUGAUCGGACAAUGGAAGUCAAAAGAAGGAAGACACUGGACGACUAUGAGGUGAUGAAUAACGAAUCCUUAGACGAUGAUUCGAACGACAUGCUCUUUUGAGGAAUUUGCAAACAACAGAGUGACGGCGUUUUUGACAUAUAUUGGGAAGUUUCAAACCUGGGAGUCAGCGAUUUUGGCUGGUAUUUGUGUCACGAUGAGAAGUAUAUAUCAAUGGUAGAGAUGCCGGAUGCUCAAACGUACAUGUAUGUACCUGUCAUACAUCAUGAAAAAGAAAACAUUGCAGGGACAGGCGUUGAAAGGCACAUAUGGGAGGAUGAUUGCUG
Messenger RNA from Exophiala oligosperma, 2582 nucleotides. RefSeq lists its product as uncharacterized. NCBI's taxonomy places the organism in Eukaryota, Fungi, Ascomycota, Eurotiomycetes, Chaetothyriales, Herpotrichiellaceae. The record is from RefSeq and is a predicted model, not a curated record. The transcript has 3 exons. Bases 1 to 2358 code for a protein of 785 amino acids.